Stylonychia lemnae is the source of this 1437-nucleotide messenger RNA. Lineage: Eukaryota; Ciliophora; Spirotrichea; Sporadotrichida; Oxytrichidae. The record is from the annotation of a GenBank genome assembly.
AUGGGUAAAAAUUUUAAAUAACAUUUAAAGCGCUUCAUUAAAAAUCAAGAUACAUUCGGUCAUCCAAUUACUUUGAGAUACAAAAAUCAACAUAAUUUUAAUUCACUAUUUGGAGGAAUAGUAUCAAUUAUUUUAAAGUUUGGUUUCUUAGCUUAUUCAGUCAUUCAGCUUUUGUCAAUGUAUUAAAGAGAUAGCUAUCAAAUAAAUAGAUUGACAUCUGUAAGAAAUAUGGGAUUUGAUACUCGAGAAAUUAUGCUUAACAGAACUAAUUUUGAUUUUGGAGUAUCUUUAGUCCCAAUGUUUGAAGAAGAAGGAAAAUCUAUAGCAUUGUUUGAGUAUUUUAAAAUAUAGGUUGAUUAGACUAUUGCUACUUUUGAUGGUCAAAAAUUGGAUUUUACUUCCAAGAGCGUACCAAUGAAAAUAUGCACCCCAGACAGGCUUAAUGGAUUAGCUGGGAAAGCAAACGGAGUUCUCAUUACUGAGUACUUUGCAUGUCCAGAAGAUGAUUUCUAAUUCAAAAUAUUUGGAUCGCAAGCAACUAGCUCGCAUAAUCUUGUCAAUAUUAAACUAGUAUAAUGCGAAUCAGAAUGGCUUAAGUAAUUGUACGGUAACAAUACUAAGAGAAAAUGUAAAAGCUAUGAAGAAUUUAUAGCUAGUCUAGAUUAAAUUAAUUUCAAUCUAAUGUAUCUCUAGUAAACAUUUGAUGAAUCUGAUUUUGACUAGCCUAUCAAAAAUCACUUAAAGCAUGAUUAUUUCUUGCUGAAUCGAAAUAUUACUUACUUUACUCUUGAAAAAGACUACAAUAUGAUUUAUGAAAGGAAUGUAGAAUCUGGAGAUGCAGGAAUUAAUAUUGAUUUAAUGUUAAAUGAUAAAAUAUUUACAACUACAAGACAAGUGAGAACCCUUCUUGAUAUGCUUGCUGAAAUUGGUGGUUUUUAUACUAUUUUGUUUGCUAUAGCAAAGGUUUUACUAAUGAGACAAGUAAAACUUGCCAAGUUAUUUAGAUCAAUUAAAGGAAAAAUUUUCAAAUCUAUAGUAGCUUAGAUUUACAUUUUCGUCGCUAUUAAAAAGCAAGCUUAUCUGCUGAAACUCUAAGUAAUUGAAGAGCAAAUAUUUUCACAUAAUUAAUUAAAUCUACAGAAAUGCCUAUCUAAAAUUUAUGUUGACAAGUUAGAAGAAAAUAGAGCAAUGAAUGAUUAAAUCUAAUUAUCAGCUUAAAAAAUAAUUAAUGCAAAGCUUGGAUAAACAAGAAACUAAAUGAGAGAGAAUAAAUAGGACUAGAGGUUAAUUAAAAAGCUUUCUAAAAUCUUCGAUUAAUACCCUAAAAUUAAUGAAAAUGAAUAAAUUGGCAUUAAGACUUCUUAGGUUGAAAAUGUAAAUAAUAAUUUAAAAUUUAAUCGAGAAGUGAAAUCUAAUUAAUUCGAGAUUGAAUUUUGA